Cotesia congregata is the source of this 2484-nucleotide messenger RNA. The record is from the annotation of a GenBank genome assembly. Lineage: Eukaryota; Metazoa; Arthropoda; Insecta; Hymenoptera; Braconidae.
AUGCAGUACACGUUUUCAUCAAAUAUUUGUCAAGACUUAUUUACUAUUUUUUUCCUUUGCUGUCUAGGAGAUUAUGCUACUGGGCAGGGGAAUAACUUCAAAUGCCAAGAAGAGGGCUACCAAGCUGAUCCAAGAGAGUGUCAAGUCUAUUACAGAUGCGUAAGUUGGGGCAGUUCCGGUCCUUUGACGACCUUCAAGUUCGAGUGUGGUCCCGGAACGGUAUUCUCUCACUCCAAGGGUAACAUUUGUGUUCACCCAAGAGACAGUGAGAGAUCAGAGUGCAGCGAAAUGGGAAAUGACGUGAACUCUGUCUAUCAACCACAGCAUCGUCCGCAGUAUUCAUCAUCAAGACCUACCCAGCAUUAUCCUAGUUCUUCAACAGCAUCCCGGCCUCAACAUCGCCCGCAAUAUCCUACCAGUAGUUCACCGUCUCGUCCUCAGUAUCCUAGUUCUUCAAGACCAACACGACCUCAUCCCCCUCAAUAUCCUUCAACACCAUCACGUCCUCGUCCACAACAUCCUAGCACUCCAACGUCACGGCCGCAGUAUAUUCCACCUCCAACAGAAUCACCGCAUGCAAAUGAGAUCAACCCUGAAGCUGGACCUAGACCAGGCUCAAAUCGCCCGGCCACUGGCGGACAGUCUCAGUGUCAGUCUGAAGGAUUCAUGGCUCACCCGCAAGACUGCAAGAAAUUCAUUAGAUGCGUUAAUGACGGGUUUGGAUCUUAUUCGACGUUUGAAUUCACCUGCGGUGAAGGAACUGUCUGGGACUCGACGAUUGAAGGGUGUAAUCAUGCCUGGGCGGUGAAAAGCAGUUGCGGUAGCUCAGGUGCUAGUCCAGGAUCAAGUCACAGUGACGGAAACUUACCAGAACCUGGUCAUCCUAGUCAAGGUCCUAAUUCUAAUCAACCUGGGUCUGAUUCUUCGGACCCAGAGUCUGGUUAUCCUAGUCAAGGUAAAGAACCUGAUCAAAAUCAAGACCCAGGUACUGAGCAAGGUUCUAAUGGCUCUGAAGAACCUAGCACUCCGGAUGAGUCGAACCCAAAUGUUCCGAGCCAAGGUCAAGAUUCAAACUAUCCCGACAACGACAAUCCGAAUGAAGAAUCUCCGGAUCAAGAAUCAAAUCCAAGUGUCCCAAGUGGAGAUUCCGGGUACCCUGGUCAGAAUUCCCCUGGUCAAGAUCCCGAUAAUCCAAACGAACCUGGUGAAGACUCUGACUAUCCCGAUUUCCGGCCAUCUUCACCGUACCCUCUGUACCCUCCGGGGCCCGAACCACCCUCAGCAACAACUGAAUCACUUGACGCGUCAACAGUCAGACAACCGCUGGCAACUAAACCUCCCAGCUCUGCUGCUAGUCCUGCGGAACCAAACCUCCCGGAGUCCGAAGGCCCACAAGCAGAAACGACUAACAAACCCGGAGCUGGAUCUGGAUCUGGAGAUUGUAAUGAAGAAGGAUUUUUCCCAGACCCAAAAGAUUGCCAUAAAUUUUUCCGAUGUGUCAAAGCCGACUCAGCAUUUACUAAAUACGAGUUUGAAUGUGGAGAAAGCACAGCUUGGGAUCCGAGUAUCCAGACAUGUAAUUACGAGUACGCAGUAUCAAACUGUAAAAAUCCGGGUUCGAGUGGGCAGACGACACCCUCCAGCGCUCCAACUGAAACGAGUUCUAAAGAUGAAGAGCCAGAUUCUGAUAAAGAUCAGAGUUCGUCUCCUCCAUCUGUUGAAUCUUCUACCGAGGAAGAUAAACAAUCUUCCCCGAGUUCAACAGACUCCAGUGAUACCAGUUCUGAUGAAACUCCUACCACUAGUACCACUAGUGCUAGCGCAAGUUCUAAUCCCGAAGACGUAGAAACUCCCAGUUCUACAGAAGAGUCUAGUCCUCCAGAUUCUAAUGAAACUCCACCAGAGCCUUCUCCAGAAGAAAAGCCAACUUCGACUACCAAAGAGCCUACCGAAUCUGAAUCAAAACCUACGACAGAAAAUACACCCUCGACAGCAGCUUCUGCAGGCGCUGAUAAAAAACCAAGUGGUCCCGGAAUGUCAGGAUCCAGUUGCAAAGACGAAGGAUUUUUCCCUAACCCUUCAGACUGCCGUAAAUUCUUCCGCUGCGUUAAAGGUGAUAACGGUCUUAUAAAAUAUAACUUUGAUUGCGCUCCAGGUACUGCGUGGGAGCAAUCUCUGCUCACGUGUAAUUACAUUCACCUGGUUGCGUCCUGUGGAUCAGAGACAAAUCAAGUAUCAAGUCCAGAAGCGGACAGCAAUAAAGAUAAAGACAAGGACGGAGAUAAAGAAAAGGAUGAAGGUAAGCCGACAGAAAAACCUAAAGAUGAAGGUGAAGGUAGUUCUAGUUCUGAUUCGACUACACAAGGCAGCAAUAAACCCACUGAUUCCAGUAAUGGCAGCAAUAAACCUUCUCAAGUAUCUCCGUCAGGUGACUCAGAUCGAUCUUUGGCUGAAAGAAGCAUUAAAAAAGCUGCGAGCACUUGA